This is a messenger RNA of Nilaparvata lugens (brown planthopper), 10924 nucleotides long. RefSeq names its product protein sickie (gene sick). The transcript has 38 exons. Gene Ontology annotation, biological process: neurogenesis; nervous system development. Lineage: Eukaryota; Metazoa; Arthropoda; Insecta; Hemiptera; Delphacidae. The coding region runs from base 864 to 6467 and encodes 1867 amino acids. Gene Ontology annotation, molecular function: protein binding; ATP hydrolysis activity; ATP binding. The record is from RefSeq and is a predicted model, not a curated record.
CUUGAACUCUGGCUGCGGCUCAGUGGAACUUGGAGCGCGGGACCGUCAUGACCGGUAUUUCUUCCAUAUACGAACUCGCCUCAGGCCACAGGCCACGAGUGUUUUUUGUGUAUCGAAAUUAGGGUCAAACGCUUUUCUGUUAUACAAAACGUUUGUUAUUGAUUUUUUCAUAAUAUAGGUCUACGUAAUCUUUGGGAUUUUUUUUUCAUAUUAUACAUUUUAUUAUCGUCUACGUGAUCUUAGGUAUUCAUUUAGGGAUACGUUGGGUGUAGUAAGGAAAAUAGUUGAAUCAAUUUUAGUAGACCCUAAAACUCGGUCAAUCAUUGGGAUUUUUUCAUAUUAUACAUUUUAUUAUCGUCUACGUGAUCUUAGGUAUUCAUUUAGGGAUACGUUGGGUGUAGUAAGGAAAAUAGUUGAAUCAAUUUUAGUAGACCCUAAAACUCGGUCAUCAAAUCUUAAGAAAUGUUCACCUCAGUUUAGUCCAGUGAAGAAUUUAGCAAUUUGGGAAUAUUGUCUCUGUUGUGGAAAAAAGUGUUUUAGUGAAGUUUGUUAUCAAUUUUGGAAGUGCAUCGUAUGUGGAGUGAUUGUUGUUAUCAGUGUGUUGUCAUAUAUGUUUCCUGCCAUAUGAGUGGAAUGGUGGACACUUGUUGAUAACACGUGCUUGCUGAGCUGUCUUUGGAAUACGCGUUAUCGCUCAGUUGGACAACGUGCGUGCGUGCCUGACGCAAGUGGAGCGACUGGGUGUUACGUUGGAGGGCAUCUCGACGCGAGAUGUACGCGAUGGCAACUUGAAGGCGAUUCUUGGCCUCUUCUUCGCACUCUCAAAGCACAAACAGCAGCAGAAGCAGAUUGAGAGAGACAAAAUGCAGCGACUGAGCGACCACUCACACUCUAGAUUACCAUCUCCAUUUCAUGGAGGGCAACAAGGAGGACAAACGAGCAUCCCUACGCCAGUUGUACAUAGAUCUCCAGCAGUUCAAGUCCAAGGAAAUGGCGCACUCAAAUGUCCCUCUGCAAGUAGCUCUCGAUCGACAAGUCCAUCGCAUUCAUUCAUACCAACACCGCGAGUGACGAAUCGGACAUCACUCAAUGAGAAGCAACUAACAAGUGGACGAGCCGGUAGCAUUGCUCGCAAUUCUCCUACAGCUGUAAAUAGUCCCUACAGUUCACCUUCUAAUAAGAACUCCAUGCUUGACAAGUUCAAACUAUUCAAUUCAAAAGAAAAGAACAAGCCAGGUACAGGUAGUACAAAGCGCACAUCCAGCUCAAGUGGCUUCAGUUCAGCUCGAUCUGAGAGAAGUGACUCCUCAACCAGCCUGUACAGUGAUGUCAAAUCAGCUAUUCCAGACAAGAGAGAAGCCGGCCAGAACGAUUUAAACUCGCUGAAAACUGGACUGAAGAAGAAAGUAGUGAAGGGGAAUGCGGCUGGAGAAACUAGGAUAGUGCGUAUUCCUAGUAAAUCCGCGCUGAACCGCGCAUCGGGGAAGGUCGAUCCCAACUCAACUGUAAAGCCGAAUGAUGAGCAUGCUGUCCCAAUACAACAAGGCCACCAACAUCAGCAACAACAAAUGCACACCCAAAAUCAACAACAACAAAUGCACAACCAUAAUCAACAACAGCUGCAUCAGCACAACCAAAUCCAGUAUAUACAACAACCACAGCAACAUCCGCAGGUUCAACAUCAGACCCAGAAUCAACUGCAGAAACACCAAGAAAAGUUGUUGCUACAACAACAGAUUCAUCAGAAACAACAGUUGUUACACCAUCAGCAACAACAGAUGCAACUGCAACACAGGCAGCAGCAACAACAGAGGAUACAACAACAACAACAACAACAGCAGCAGCAGCAGCAGCUGCAUCAGGCAAAUUUGCAGUAUCAGCAGAAUGUUGAACAUUCACAGGCACUAGUCACUUCGCCGGUGGAGAAUCACCAGCCGCCUGUGGUCAGUCCAGUUGAAGAUCAGAAGAGUAUGGAGCCGGUUGAGUCGAUGAUGGUGAGCUCUGGCAGCAGCGAACCGCUGCGAAUCGCAGGGGGCAGCGGAAUUCCGAAGCCGACGGCGGCUGUGAAGGGUACCGCGAAGCCGACGCAUCCGGUAGCGCCCAUGCCGCAGAAGGGCGACGACGACCACCCGCUCAAGCCCGAGAACAAGCUGUUUGUCGACGAGAAGAAGCUUGUAGUUGAGUGCUCGGAUGAAAAGCAACAAGUACAAGAAGAAGAGGAGACCGCUGUUAAUGUUAAACCAAUGCAACCGCUGUUGAGGGGAUACAAACGAAGUAUUGCAAUUUCUCCUCGCAUGCUCCAUAAUGCUGGCGCACAAAAUUAUCGAACCGUACCCCGAGUACCUGAUUACUACUCGCAUCGAGGCCUGGUUGAAGAGAGAGGCAUGGGCGAUGGCGACUACAUGAACAUCGAUAUUGCAUCAGGUUAUAUGUCAGAUGGUGAUCUGCUGCAGACGACUGAAACGAAUGAUAUGUUGGAUGGAUACAUGUCCGAAGGUGGAGCUCCAUUCUACAAACUGCAACAAGAACAAAGAUCAUCCUCAGGAAACCGUCUAGAACCAAUUCGAUCUGCCGUUAGACCAAAAGUCGGACUACAACCAGAGCGGUUGAAUAGUGGUCGAAAAGUGCCAAAUGCUGUAGAACUGUCAACUCACGAGAACCAUAUCCAAAAGCCAGUAGGAGUGUCGAGUGGCGCUGGGGGUGGAAGCAGGGGGGGCCCACUCAGCCCCAGCCCCCCUGAACCCCAGCCCCCUGUUGUCUAUCGUGUUGUCGGCAGCAGAUCUCACAUCAAAAAGUCUGACAGCAGUCAGCAAACUGAAAAUAGUGCCUUCAGACAAGUUUCAAAUACACAGUGGAAGAAGUAUGUGGAAGGAGCAGGGCUGCAGAGAGGGAGAACGGAGUUGGAAGUGGUGAGAAACAGAGACAAAAGAUCCGCCACCAGUAAUGGUCUCUCAAGAAAACCAGACAAGAAACGAUCAGGAUCGAAAGAGGAGCUGGGCGUCAGCGAGGUGGAGCUGUGCAAUGGCGAUCGGAAGGGCGGGGGCGGCAGCAAGGGCGGAGGCGGUGGAGGCAGCAGUGGAGGGGGCGGCAGCAGUAAGGUGCGUGGAGUGCCGCCUUCGUUCGGCUACGUCAAGCGGCCCAUCAACGGAGCCGGCGGUAAGACGCACAGUGGCGAAACUAGGACUGCCCAGGUGUCAGCUGUUCCACGCACUAAGGUGAAGGUGUCAGGCGGCACCCAGACGGACCUGAAGGUGUACGGGGGCGGUUCGGGCGCCCCGGGCUCACCAGGCGGCAGUCAGCUGACGGCGAGCGUGCGGGAGCGCCUGUUCCAGGGCUCGCAGAGUCUGCCCAAGUCGCGGACGCCACACCCCCAUCACGCCGAGCGCGACAGAGACAGUGGCUCGCUGUCCGACUCCAACUAUGCCGACCUCGCCUCUCUCUCUAGUCCCUACAGCUCCUGGCUCAGACACACCUCUGCCUACACCGCAUCCUUACCGGCCCGUGCUACCACUGUGGGAAUGGUGGAAGCUGAUAGCAUAGAAUCGCUACCGGCGCAGUUACACCAUAGAGCAAGUCUCACCCACACACGAAUCCUAGGCUCUGGCUCACCCAACCCCAGUCAUAGGCUCAGCAGAAGUAAUAGUAUUAGCUACCUCCGAGAUCGGACAUUCCCAAGAUCGACCAAAUCUGAAAAGCUGUAUCCAUCGAUGCUACAGCGCUCGGAAGAAGUGGAGCCCUAUUAUAGCAUUCCGUACAACAUUCAGGCGGGACAGGGACACCAUUCGUCCCAGCCCACUAGUCCCACCCCUAGUCAGAUGUCCCAGGGCACACCCAACAGGUUCAACUAUCCCCUAUCUCCUAUAAGUGCCUCACCUUCAAGUCACGGCAUCGGAAGACCGCCGCAGUAUGUGGGUCUAUUCUCAAAGACCAACAACAAGGAUGACGAUGUGCACGGUUCAGCAGUGAGUUUGGUUUCAACAGCGUCGUCCCUGUACAGUACACCCGAGGAGAAGCAAGCUCACGAGCUGAGAAAACUGCGCCGGGAGCUGGGAGACGCCCAGGAAAAGGUGCAGACUUUGACCAGCCAACUCUCCACAAAUGCCCAUGUUGUAUCUGCAUUCGAACAGUCCCUGUCGAAUAUGACUCAAAGGCUUCAGCAAUUAACUGCCACCGCUGAGAAAAAAGACUCUGAACUGAAGGAAUUGCGACAGACAAUCGAUUUGCUAAGAAAACAAAGCCAGGAAGCUGGACUGACGGGUUGUGGCUCUCCUUCGCUGGCAAGGAGGCAUACCAUCAAUACACCAGAGACAGCAAAUGGUAGCAAUAUAUCUCGCCAGCUAUCGACUGAUUCGGUGUCGAGUUUGACGUCAUUGUCGUCGGCAUGCAGUCUGUCAAGCACGGCUCACAAUGAUUCUGGUGGAGAUAAGAAGAAGAAAAGAGGCUGGCUUCGAAGUUCGUUCAACAAGGCGUUCUCGCGGUCGAAAAAGACGAAGAACGGCGCCGGUGGUGGUGGAGGACUGUCGGACGCGGAGGGCGACGCCAAGGGUGGCAAUUCGGACGUGUCCGCCCCCUCGUCACCGCUGCUCAACUCGCCGCACCACAUGAAUGGCCGCACCACCGACUCCAAUGGAUCGCCAAUGGCAGCCACCCCCAAUGGCCAGUCCAUCAAGGCUAGCCAAUCGUCGUCCGCGAUUUACGAGCGAGAAUCAGGCCCUGAAGUCGUGGAAGAGCUACGGAAACAGCUACGAGAAAAAGACCUGGUGUUGACGGAUAUUAGAUUAGAAGCACUCAGCUCAGCACAUCAGCUAGAAUCUCUCAAAGACACUGUCAUCAAAAUGAGGAAUGAAAUGUUGAACCUGAAGCAGGACAAUGAGAGGUUGCAAAGGAUAGUGACAAGUAAGUCGCUGACCUCCUCGCAGAGCUCACUGCCUCUUAAUGACUCGUUAGAAAGGAGGUUCAGUAUGACCGACGCCGUUUCUACAGAUCACAGAACCGAACUGUUCGCGUGUGAUCCAGACGGCAAGAGAGUGUGCCUGUCAGUGUACCUCGGCUCGCAUGGCAGCUACCACAAAUACGUCGAUGACUCAACCACAGUUCCUAUCGGUAUCAUUUCCGUCUCCACCAAAACCAAGUGGGACAUGCUCGAUUCCAUUGUCAGGAGGGCCUUCAAGGAGUACGUUGAGAGGAUCGACGCGAGCCUCGGCCUGUGCGCGGACAGCGUUGCCAGCUACCAGGUGGGGGAGGUGGUGCGGGGGGGACCCGGGAGCGGCAGUCAACCGCCUCCCGAGCUGCUGCCCUGUGGCUACCUGGUGGGCGCCGCCUCCGCCUCCAUAUCCAUCUGCCUGAAGGGCACCCCCAGCAUGGAUGCGCUCACAUUCACCACACUCAUACCAAAGCCCAUAGUACAAAGAUAUGUAUCAUUAUUGUCGGAGCACCGACGUAUUAUUCUGUGCGGACCCAGUGGAACUGGCAAAUCGUAUCUAGCCAAUAAGUUGGCCGAAUUCCUUGUUCUAAGAGCGGGGAAGGACGCCACUGCCGAAUCCAUAGCUACAUUCAAUGUCGACCACAAGAGCAGCAAAGAGCUGCGCCAGUAUUUGUCGAAUGUGGCGGAACAGUGUGAGACGUCGGCGUCGGAUCUGCCUCUGGUAAUCAUCCUCGACAACCUGCACAACGCCGCGUCGCUGGCUGACGUCUUCAACGGAUUCCUCAGCUCCAAGUACGCCAAGUGUCCCUACAUCAUCGGAACCAUGAAUCAGGCCACCUGCUCUACCACCAACCUACAGCUUCAUCAUAAUUUCAGGUGGGUGUUGUGCGCGAACCACAUGGAGCCGGUGAAGGGCUUCUUGGGUCGCUACCUGCGCCGGCGGCUGACUGAGGCCGAGUGUCAGUCUGGCCAACGCAACAAUGACCUCGCUCGCAUCGUCGACUGGAUCCCGCGAGUCUGGAACCACCUCAAUCAGUUCCUAGAGGCCCACAGCUCAUCCGAUGUCACCAUAGGUCCGCGCCUGUUUCUGUCGUGCCCGAUGGACGUGGACGGGUCGCAGGUGUGGUUGACCGACCUGUGGAACUACUCGCUGGUGCCCUACCUGCUGGAGGCGGUGCGGGAGGGCCUGCAAUUGUACGGCCGCCGCGCGCCCUGGGAGGACCCCACACAGUUCAUCAUCAACACCUACCCCUGGACCCAGGAGCCCGUGCAUGGCGGCGCUGAUUCACUCAUCAGAUUGAGACCCGAGGAUGUGGGGUACGAUUUGCAAGCAGUGGGAGGAGGGGUGACACCGGGAGCCGGGGGGGCCAGCAGUGUCAAGUCGAUGAGCUCCACGCAAAGCGACAAUGAUGGAGAUCCCUUGUUGAACAUGUUGAUGAGGCUACAAGAGGCUGCCAACUACUCAAAUCCACAUGGCAAUGACUCGGAUUCUAAUCUAAAUUCUGACAAUAUUCAAAACUCAGGGUCUGAAUCUACAAUAUAAUCGAGUAUUCUAAUCGAUUUUAAUAGAGUGUGUAAAUGAGUUAUAUUUCAUUGUAAAGAGAAUUAAUGUAGAAACAGAUAGUUAUGUGUAAAAUAAUCUGUAUGAUUUCAAUUACUGGUUGUGUAAUUAAUAUGUUUGUGCGGGUCUAUUAUAGUAUGUGCUAUGCAGUACUUUUUACCAAAGCUGUUCCUUACCAAAUAAUAGAACUGAUUCGGUGGUUCCCCCAUUUCUUUGCAAUGGCAAAUUUUUAUGAUGCAAUACUGUUUUUAAGAUGUUCUGGUUUAGAAUUUUUUGUUUGUAAUUGUAACCCAUUGUUUGAUGCUUAGACCAGUUAUAGAAUAGACACGCUGUAAAGUCUAGCCUCUGAAGCCAACAUCUACUGCCAAAUCCACCCAUCUUGACGUCACAACCAAGCUAACAACAAUGCAUUGAAUAACAACAAUGUAAGUUAAACACCACAAACUCAAAAAAGUUUUCUAUAGUGAGGUCCACGUUAUGAUGGCAGUGGAUAAAGAUAGAAGAAUAGCGAUGCCGAUUCUCUGCAUGAAUUAGUUAUAUUUCUACACUGUGAAAAACAUAAUUGACAUCGUUGUGGACCUAGAAAAGGAUAGUACCACCGGCUUUGUCAAAUGAUAGCAAAACCAAAGUAGAUCAAAUACUGUCAUUAUAACGUGGACCUCACUAUGUAAUAAUUUCUUUACGAUGCGUGACGUCACUGUUGUGAUGUCAAGAUGGGUGGAUUUGGCAGUAGAUGUUGGCUUCAUCGACUUUCAGUAUGAAAAUACAAUGAGCCGUGUCUAUUCUAUAACUGGUCUAAGGUUUGAUGCUAGAAGUUUUUUUUUAACAAAUGAAUCUUGAUACAUAUUAUCAAAGAAGAAAGUGAAAUUGCUGAAGAAAAUCGAUCAAAUGUUGUUUUUAUUUUCAUCGCUUGAAACUAUAGCACGAAUUUUUACUCUACGAUUAAAUUUUGCUUCCAUCGCCUGAAACUAUAGAAGCAAUUGCAACUCUACUUUUAUUCUUCCAUUUUCACGUCUCUGUCAUAAGUUAAAACAUUAAAAAAUGAAUGAAUUUUAACAACCUGACAUUAUAUCUAUAAAUUUCUUGUUUAAUUCAGUCACUGAGAUCAAUGUAUUGUAUUAAUAUUUUUAAUAAUUCAGCUUUUUUAAACAAAUGUGUUGGUCAUCUAACCUGUUUUACAGGGAUUUAUAUAAAAUCAUUGUUGAAUAUUCACGUCAUUCAACGUCGGAAUCCAAUCCAAAAUUGGAUCAAUAUUUUCAUAAUAACACUUUUGUUGUUUGGUCCACAUCAAUAAUUGCCUUUCAAACUCGAUAUUAUUUAUUUUACUUCUGGUAAUCUUAAAUAGUAUUUCGAUUAUUCAAAUCUCAAAUACUCCAGAAUUAGUUUUCUUAAUUUUUAUUGGUUGUGUUUGAGCCAACUAGUCAUAUGCAAAAAACAUCUUUGAUUUUGUUCUUCGACAAUUUCUGUUAUGAAUAUCUUUUCCAGAUAGUAAUAUUAAUCAUAGCUCUACUAUUCCAAAAUCAGUAUCUAUGUACGAGUAAAACCAGGUUACCAGUUUGUUUGAAAAUAUUAAUAUUCUAUUCAUUUUGUACUAUCAGUAAGGUUAUUGUGCUAAUAAGAAAUAAUCAAUAAUUUAUCAAGCAAUCUUUAGUAUUUUGUUGGUUUGAUAUUUAAAUGAAAAAGACUAAAAAAUUGUCAAAACCCACAGUUUUAUUGAUACUUAGAAAGACCAGUUUCGGUUAUUACACCAUUGUCAAUCUCUGGUAAACUAAAGAUUAUUUAAAGAUAAAUUAAAGUGGAUUUUUGACAAUUUCUUAGUCUUUUUAAUUUAAUAUGAAUCACCACAAUAUCAACUUCUCAACUACAGAAAAAGGUUUGAUAUUUGACUAGACCUCUUUUUACUUUCCUUGUCCUAGUUACUUAUGGAUUAUCCCCAUUAACGUUUGUCUUUGAUUUAUAUUUGCUUAAGCCGUAACGAAAAUUUUAUAACUCUGAGCUGAGCUCUUGAGAGAUCAUGUAAUAAUACUAAUAUUUUACUAACAAUAAGUGUGAAUAGGUUGUACUGGACACUUCUGGUAUAUUUUAGUAGUAGAAUAAAAAUAUUUCAGCUGUUGAAUGCGCUAAAUUGCAUCAAUAGGAAAAUAUAAAUUAAUAAAUGCAACACCACACAGGUUUUAAGUAAAGUAGUAUUAGGAAUGUGGAAUCUGAUAACUUUCCGAUAUAAUUUCAUGUGUCAUUCAUUGCAUGUGUUGUUCUAUUUCCUAAUGCUGUAUUCAAUAUUGUUUUACUUUCAUUCUAUAAAAAUCUUAUCAAAGAACAAACUUGUCAACAAUGUCAUUCAUCAUGUUUGCUCAACUUUCUCCCUAUUUUGAAUUCUUCAUUCAUUUGUAUUUUUCAUUAGAAGAAUAAAAUUAAUUUUUGAGUUGAUUAAUUACCAAUUAUUUAAUUGAAUGAUCAGUCAAUUAAAUGUUAUUAAGUUGAUCUUAAUAAUUACUUGUAAUACAAUUUUUCCCUCAAUAACCUUGUGAAAAAUUCUAAACCAAAAAUAUAGACUUGAACUGUAGGUUGUAUUUACAAUUACCGUAUUUCAUUUGUUCUAUUAUAGCCUAACCUGUGAAAUAUGAACCACUGUUUCAAUAUUCUUUAUGUAAAAAUAUGUAAUUAGCUUUCAAAACUUGUUCAUAUGCUUUAUGCUACCAUAUUUUCCAAAUGAUGGCUAUUUAUACAUUUUUAUAAACUUUUUAAAUGUAAAAAUUCAAUAGGGUGUAAUCCAUGCUGCCUCUACAUUAUAUCUGAAGAUCUAUGUCUAAAUACCAAAUACCUAUGUCUAUUGCUAACAAAGCUUACUCAAUUAUGCUUCUGAAAUAUUCAAAUUCUCAUUUAUUAGAUAUUUUAUUGUGAUCAGUUUCAAUUUAAAUAUUUGUUCAAUUUGAAUGCUUAAUCCGUAUUUAGUCUUUUUGCUUACUUAUGAAAGCAAAAAUACUUUGGUAGUAUGUAGUAAUUUCAUUCUCAGUUAAUUCUUAUCUCCUAUGAGUUAAUUCUUGUCUCCUAUUAUUCCACGAUAAGUCAUAUUGAUGUAAUACCGUACGAUAAUGCAAGUUCAGAUAAAUAUUCACAUAAAUUAACGUUCAAGGAGUAUGAAAACCGAUAUUUUUGCCUAUUCUCUUAAUAAAAGUGCCUAAAAUUGUUUCAAGUGCAGUUAGAUAAUUGAAUCUAAAACUGAAUAAUCAGAGAAUAAUGAGAAAUAUGUUCAAACCAGAGUUUCAAUUCAUCAUUUCGACUUACGAUAUGAAUAAUAAUUUAUCUAUGAAAUUAAAAUUUAUCAUUAAUAUACUGUUGGUUUUAGCUGAGAAUAAAUAAAUCACAACAUUUAACUUUUUAUCAACAUUUUUGGAGAGAAAUAGUACAGGCUCAGCCUAGUUUUUCCUUCAAUGUCAUAAUUUUAUUAUGAUUUUAGUAUUUUGUACAAUAAAUAAAUGAUUGAAAUGAAAUCAAAUUUUUUUCUCCAUAAAAUUUAAAUUCUAAUAUUAACUGACUGUAUAGUUUGAAUUAUAAACGUUUUUUGGAGUAACGUAUCUUUCAAAUACCAAUAUACUUGUAAUAAUCUCGUAAAAUCCUCUAAAUUGUUUACUUGUAAGGCUUUCAUGAAUAUUAGUUUAUCGUAUUCAGUCUACACACAAAUUCCAAAUGCUUGUAGCUUUUAUCUUACUGUAAAAAUUUCAUUUAAUGAAAUAAUCGUUGAAUUUCUUCAAAACUAAAACUCAUCUUUUAUACAUAGAACUACUAUCAAUUGUUGUGGUUGAUAAACUGAAAUAUAAACACUAUUGAGUUAUUUUAAGGAUAAAUUUGUCAUAACUUUGUAAAUAAUGAAUCACUACUUUUUUAAUUAUGUACAUUAUUGGGAUUCUAUUGUUAUUAGUUCUCAUUGCGUGUUUUCCUCCUUAAUUUCAAUUUUUUAAAAAAUUCUAUUCACUUCAUCUACAUUAUAGCAGUGCCUAUUUCCUAGUCAGCAGUGUAUAAAGUGCUUAUUACUGAAUAAAAUUUCUUACGUUUUUUUUUCUAAAAUAUAUACAUAUUAUAUAUUUUGAGAGUGUUCAGAUAAUAUAUACAUAUUAUAUGCUUUUAAGAAAGAUGAUAAUUUUCUAUCUACAGUGUACAAAUCCAAAUUGAGAAAUUCUUUUCCUCAAUGCCAAGCAUAUUUGCUUGCUUACAAUUAUAAUGGUGUAAAUGUGCUUACUGUUCAGUGUAGUUUCGAAAUGAAUAUUGUUUGAAUCAUUUUAUAUAUUCAUAAUUUUAUAUGAAAAUAUUGUAUCAAAAUCAGAGAAGAAUAUUCUAUUGUGCUCCUUAUAAUGUUAAAAAUACAGUUGUAAUAUUCGCAGUUACUCAGCCAUGCCACAAUUUGUUGACAAUACAAUAAAAAUUAAUGAAUUUUGUCAUAA